AUGAAGUUCGUCUCCCUGAUUGUAGUAGCUAGCGUAAUCGUCGGUCUAGACGCAUGUCCGGGACUUUUCGGAGCCCCACCACCACCAGCACCAUGCUGUUGUGGUGCUGCACCUCCACCACCUCCACCAUGCCCACCACCCCCACCCUGCCCAUGUGGUGGACGUAAGAAGAGAGAGGUAAGAGUGACGUGCUUUUUAAAAAUUUUAUUUUUUUAAGCAUAUUUAAGAAGUUAGUAACAUUAAAAAUGGCAAUUUAGUUACAAUGUUACAGUAAAACUAUCGUAACCCAAAAUAUUCAAAAAAAAAUUUUUUUGUUUAAUAUUGAAAAAAUAGGAUAUUAGGGUAUGAAUGUAAUGUAGUUUGCCAAAGAAAUAUAUUGUUUUAGGCUGUGAUGCCACAUUUGAAAACCGAAGACAUGGCUUGUCCUCAACACCCUUGGCUCGACUCUAUUAAAGCUGUAAGUUUUAUGACAAAACUAAUUCAAAAAUGACAUUUUGAAAAACUUUUUUUUAUUUAUAUGACUCUAAACAGCGUCAACUAACGUAUUACAUAGUAUUAGUAAUAUGAAAUCCACGUACUAUGUAGUGUUUGUCCUACGUACUACAUAGUACUAGUGCUAAAUAGUACGGGCAAUAUAAAAAAAUAAGAAUUGCAUAGUUAUAGCAUUCUAAAGGGCAACUAUAUAAAAGUAAUACUCCAGAGUACACGUACUAUAUAGUACUAGUGUUAAAUAAUAUGUGCACUAAAGAAAACUAAAUUUGUAUGAUGCUAACGUUCUAAAACGUAUUUAUGAUUUUGUAUUGGUUCUCCAAAGGGCACGUACUAUACAGCACCAGUACUAAUUAGUAUUAGUAGCCUCAAGAACAAAUACUGUAAAUCAUUAUUACUAUACUUGUGUUACAAAGUAAUAUUUUAAUAUUCAACUAAACAAUCUUAAACCAAUUGCUAUAUAGUACUGAACCAAAAAAAGCUAAAUAAAUUUAAAAAAUUUCAGAACAUGAAUGAUGACGCUGUAAGCUCAGCCUAUGCCAUUCAAUCAGUCAUGUACCGAAAAUACGAAACUCAAUUCUUCGUAUCGUGUUCGCCAAAGACCGAAGAAAAAGUGUCUCGACUCGUCGUUCACGGCGAUGGAUACUGCAUCACAUCAAACGAAAAGCUCACUUGUCAAGUUGUGUCUUUGAGCGCUUAA
Molecule: messenger RNA, 1189 nt
Organism: Bursaphelenchus okinawaensis
Lineage: Eukaryota; Metazoa; Nematoda; Chromadorea; Rhabditida; Aphelenchoididae
Source: the annotation of a GenBank genome assembly